Molecule: messenger RNA, 363 nt
Organism: Arachis stenosperma
Lineage: Eukaryota; Viridiplantae; Streptophyta; Magnoliopsida; Fabales; Fabaceae
Exons: 1
Coding region: 1-363 (120 amino acids)
Molecular function (GO): RNA-DNA hybrid ribonuclease activity; nucleic acid binding
Source: RefSeq, a predicted model, not a curated record
AUGGCUGAUUUCGUUGUCGAGUACACUGAAAACCUAGGAGAUCCAGCUACAUGGAGUCUAUACGUAGAUGGGUCAUCAAAUAAAGCCGGAAGUGGGGCAUGUGUCAUUUUAGAAAGCAACCAAGGAACUUGGAUAGAACUCUCCUUAAGGUUCGAGUUUCUUGCUUCCAACAACCAAGCAGAAUAUGAGGCCUUACUUGAUGGCUUGAAGUUGGCUAAAGAAGUGGAGGCUGAGAAAUUGAUAGUGUUCAGUGAUUCGCAAUUAAUAACUUUGCAAAUUAACGGCACCUAUCAAGUCAAAGACCUUACUAUGAAGAAGUACUUGGAUGAAGCCCAAGGACAACUGACACAUUUUCCAGAAUGA